Messenger RNA from Kockovaella imperatae, 1933 nucleotides. RefSeq lists its product as hypothetical. The record is from RefSeq and is a predicted model, not a curated record. The coding region runs from base 278 to 1813 and encodes 511 amino acids. Lineage: Eukaryota; Fungi; Basidiomycota; Tremellomycetes; Tremellales; Cuniculitremaceae. The transcript is spliced from 2 exons.
GCCAUUGAAUCCCGCAAUCACGUCGCCACAAACGCUGCGUGACACAGCUUUUUGUGGGUAGCUAGCUAGGUUGCUGUGCAUGAGAUCCCCUUAUCAUAUCACUCUUUGAUAGUCCACGUCAUGGUGACUCCUUUUUAAGCUUAAAUUAUUCCAACCCGGUCUUUCGGGGAUCAUGUGCUGCCUCGCUUAAAAGCCAAGCGAAAGCCGCACCGCGCCUCGCCUUGGGAUCUCCAAAAAAUAUGUAUCACAUGGUUGUGUCUUCUGUUGUCGCAAACCGAUGAUGGUGGACGUGGACUGGAUAGAAGUGACAGUAUGGAGGAGACGGAUCAGCUGGACGACGUUGCUGAUCCUGUGUGGGCCUACCGUGCUCCUGUACCAUUUGGAUCUCGACGUGACGUACACGCCUCGUGGCACCCUUUAUUCUGGUCAAUGGGUCCAGAUCUUGCUCGCACCUUGGGCUCUUCCUCAGUCCGCCGCUUCGCUCCUCUCUAGGAUACUCCAACUCGCUGUUCAGCUCACUUUGGCGCCGGUUCACUCCUUAGCUCACCAGUACAUCUUCUGGAUUGGACUCGCACUGAUCCGUACAGGAUUGGGAUUCGUGUUGACACGUUCGGUCGGUUGGGCAUACCCUGCUUUGUUCAGCCAUUGGGCGCUAUACGAGUCGUCAUCAGGAUGGGGACCUUCUCUCAUGGCGGUACUCAGCGUGACUCCAGACGUACCGCCGGCACUUUUACCUGUAUCGAUGGCCGCUUCUUGUUGGCUGGAAAAUCGCCCAUGGACCUAUGGCACAGCUUUGAUGCUCUCAUUAUUCCUUCGAGCUUUUAACCUCGUCCGCUCUUCCCGCAGCAUGGGCAAGGACAAACCUCUGUCUACAGAGGACAAGCUACCGACAAGUACGACGCCAGUCUCUCCACCACCUUCUCGUGUAUCCCUCAAAUCACUUCUCCUCUGCAUCCUGCCACUCGUGCCAUACACGUUGAUCACACCCUCUCGUUCGCCAUGGCCAGCAACAGCGACGUUGGAUAUUCUCAUCCUGAGCUAUCCUCGUCCAGUAGAUAUCGAGCUCGAUGCAAAGAUCAUAUCAACGACUAUCGAUUCCUACCUUCCUCACAAUCCCUCCAUUUCCAUAUUCACCCAUGCCACCUCUCAUCCCGCAUUCGAUCAGCUCAAGGAUGAAUAUCCCAAUCUUUCAUUCUACAAGGAUACAGAUGAUCAUCAUGAGGAUGUCCAAGGUCAAGCUCUACACCUCGCAGAAGGAUUCAGCUGGUGGUUGAAAGACAGAGGAGCAGACACCGAUUGGGUCAUGUUGAUAGAAGAUGAUUUCCCUCUGUGUCCCGGAAGAUGGAGUGUCGUAGAGACGGUAAUGAACAGGCUGGAGAGCGAUAGGCUGAAUGGCGAUAUUCGGUCGGGAUUCAUAGGCACCGGUGGAAGCGGCUUGAUCAUUCAUAAAUCCUAUCUACCCAUCCUGAUCCAUCUCCUCCGACUCCAUUCGGCCAAAAAUUCGAUUCUCCCCUCAGACGUUCACCGCCGCGCACCAGAUCAAAUCGUGCAAGAUUGUCUACUCGGACGACCAUCAUCGUUGUGCGAGCGGAAGCCGAGAGACAGGAGAUCCAUUCUGCCUUUCAGCCUCUUCAGUGAGAGAGGCGUACCUCAGGACAACGGAAAUAUGAUCAUCAGUAGUCGAUUAGUGUUGGAUCAUAUCGGUGGAAUGGCAACCACUCAGCAUGCCAAGGCAUUCAACAGUGACAAGUGGCGGUGUGGUUGGAGACAUCCAUUCGAAGGGGAUGAGCAGGUCGAAGUGGUGUUGGUGUGACGUGACAGAGGAUUCUAAACCUUUCUGAACGAGCCAUUUUACACGACUUGUUGUAUACAUACAUAGUUCGAACUCCAUUGCUCUUGUGCAUACACAUAUCGUACGUGAUCGGCAUCAUCA